ACGUAGCACAUAUUGAUAGGUAGCACUACUCGACAGUACAGCGGUUUGAGCUACUCGAGUUUACCAUCACGCGUCAGAAAGUUCAUUUAGGUUAAGUUUCGCAGCUUGUUUCUGUUUUAUUUAGCUACCGUGUCGCAAAUAAGGCAACAUAACACGUUUUUGCAAAUGUUUGGAUUUUAGCUUCAAUGACACAAUGGUGCCAUGUGCGAAUCUUUCCCAGACCCACGUUGAACCAGGCUGGACGGAAAAGUGACUGGUGCCAAUGGUGACACUACACUGCCUGUACAGUUUCAUGGUCUGUGUGGUUUUAGAUCUUGUCAUUCAGGAGUAGUAUAUUUAAAAUGCACAUCAGUAAGAUAUUUUCACUGCUGAAAUGUGCUGGUCAUCUACAGCACCGUCAUAAUGUGCUGGCUAAAGCAGCUGUUAGCCGUGUAGCAGUCAAUUUUAGUUCAGUUUCUUCUGUCAGCACUAAAAAGAAUAGAAGAACAAAACUACUCAGACCACCAGGCUGGGAGACUCUCACUUGGGAGGAAAGACUGGCUGAUGCUGUGACUCCCCUGUGGAGAAUGGGCUAUGAAGAGCAGCUCCAGUGGAAACAGACACAGCAGCACAAGAUCUUACUUCAGAUGACAAAUGAGGUGCUUCAGGACUCAUCUGUCUUGUCUAACAAGGGAGAGCUCCCUUUUCCACUGCUACCCAUCAUUCCCUCACCAGUGAGGUAUGGAUACCGCAAUAAAUCAACCUUCUCUAUCAACAGAGGAGUCGAUGGAAAUCCAAAGACGGUAGGUUAUUAUAUUGGCACUGGAAAAAGUGGAAACAUUGUGUGUGUCCACGGUGACCAUCUUUGCAACGUACCAUCGAAGCACAGCCUAGUUGCAAGGUGUUACGAAGAUUUCAUACGUGUAUCACCAUUGCAGCCAUGCAUUUUGUUUCAUGAUGGUGGACACUGGAGAGAAAUUACAGUGAGAACAAACUCUGCUGGUAACACCAUGGCUAUCGUAUACUUCCAUCCACAAAAGCUAACUACUGAGGAGAUAAAUUUCCAUAAAGCAGCUUUAGUGGAGUAUUUUACAGAAGGUCCUGGAGCCAUUUGCCAGCUGGACUCGCUUUAUUUCCAGGAAAGUACCAUGACCAGAUGCAGUCAUGAAGAGUCUCCAUACCAGCUUCUGCAUGGAGAGCCACAUAUCUAUGAGGAGGUUCUCGGGUUCAAGUUCCGCAUCUCUGCUGAUUCCUUCUUUCAGGUGAACAGGGGUGCAGCAGAAGCCCUGUAUAACACUGUUGCAGAGCUGAGCCAGAACUGUGAGAAUGGCACACUGCUGGAUGUAUGCUGCGGUACAGGAGCUAUUGGCAUCUCCUUAAGUAAAAGAGUGAGGAAGGUCAUCGGUGUUGAGCUCAUUGAGCAGGCUGUGGAGGAUGCAAAACAUAACGCAGCUCUAAAUGACAUUCAGAACUGUGAGUUUCUUGCAGGAAAAGCUGAGGUUAUUCUUCCUAAGCUGAUGCCCACCUUGGGUUCUGAGGGUGGGCUCACAGCUGUUGUGAAUCCUUCUAGAGCAGGCCUGCAUUACAGAGUGAUCCGAGCCCUGCGCAACCAUACGGACAUACGGAGACUUAUCUACGUAUCCUGCAAGCCGGAGGGAGAAGCUAUGAGAAACUUCAGGGAGCUUUGUGGGAAACCAAAUUGGCAGAAGAAGCUCACUGGAGAGGCCUUUACUCCAACAAUGGCUUUCCCAGUGGACAUGUUUCCACACACACCUCACUGUGAAUUGGUGCUUAUGUUUGAACGAUAAGCCUAACAACAGCUCUGAGAAUGAGGAGACUCUUGAGAUUUACUGUUUUACAGGCUUAGAAAAUGACCUAAGUUUUUUUUCUUGGUAUAAUUCACUGUAUGUACCUUAAAUUACAUUUCUAAAGGCAGUCAUGCCUCCAAAGCCUG
Messenger RNA from Astyanax mexicanus (Mexican tetra), 1933 nucleotides. It is a transcript of the gene trmt2b, whose product is annotated as tRNA methyltransferase 2 homolog B. The transcript has a single exon. Gene Ontology annotation, biological process: RNA processing. Gene Ontology annotation, molecular function: tRNA (uracil(54)-C5)-methyltransferase activity, S-adenosyl methionine-dependent. The record is from RefSeq and is a predicted model, not a curated record. The coding region runs from base 342 to 1787 and encodes 481 amino acids. Lineage: Eukaryota; Metazoa; Chordata; Actinopteri; Characiformes; Acestrorhamphidae.